This is a messenger RNA of Aspergillus pseudonomiae, 3224 nucleotides long. RefSeq names its product GATA transcription factor LreA (gene lreA). NCBI's taxonomy places the organism in Eukaryota, Fungi, Ascomycota, Eurotiomycetes, Eurotiales, Aspergillaceae. The transcript is spliced from 4 exons. The record is from RefSeq and is a predicted model, not a curated record. Bases 626 to 3199 code for a protein of 857 amino acids. Gene Ontology annotation, cellular component: nucleus. Gene Ontology annotation, molecular function: sequence-specific DNA binding; protein binding; zinc ion binding. Gene Ontology annotation, biological process: regulation of DNA-templated transcription.
CUUCCUCCAUCUUCCCAAGUGAUUCAUCACAAAAGGCUGCUGGGGCGGUCUUAGAUCUUUUAAUUAUUUAUAUAUAUAUAUUAUGGAAUUUUAUUAGUUUUUGACACAUCACUUUUGUUGCUGGCUCAACAAGCCCCUCCUAUUGGUAAGAUCCCGCUUGCUACGGCCCGCACUUGCAUGUCGACAUGGACGUAGGCAAAACCGUCCCUGUCAACAGUCGUCGUAUAUGAUUAAUUUCACUUCCUAUUGCCAUUCCUGGGCCUUUAGCUUCUGACAUAGGUCAUUACCUGAUGCCAAAUCAAUCCUUUAGGUCUCUCGUUGCUUUUGCCGUCACCCCCUGUUAGUGUAAUAUAUCAUCAUUAAAUUGUCUCAUAUUAAACCUGCGAAAUCCGUUCGGACUCAUUCCAUCUUUCAAUCUUCUUCCUCUCCCUCUUCUCUAAACUCUGACACUGGUGCUUGCUCAUCGGGAUUCUUAAUUAUCUGGGCUCUAUAUGGACGUCUGAGUGCGUGCGCUGGUCUUCAUCUCUUAUCGCAUCGACCAGCCUGUGUCGAUGCGCUGCGCUCAUUGGCUUAAACUGUCGAAUCGAAUCGAUCGAGCACUGUCUUCAAGGAUAUUAGCCACAGCAUGGAAGGGUUUAGUGACGGCUACUAUGAUGCGCAGUAUACAGUACCUGCGUCCGACCAUCGAGUUGAUUAUCCUCCAUCAUCUAGUGAUCACUAUGCUCAGGCGAUGAUGCCCUUCACAGCGCCGGACCAGAUGCACGCAGCUAGUUUUGCCUAUCAACCACAGAUACCAGAUCUAGUUGCUGAUAGUGCGUCGUUCGUCUUCCCGUCGCACACGGCUGGGCUGUCCCUGAAUCUACCGGAGCAUCCCAUGCCCACUGAGAACAUCGGGCACCGAACAUCUAAUGCUAUGUUCCUAUACGAUCCACUUUCUGCACUUGGGGGUUCAGCAGCCACGGCUAUAAAUACAGGCGACCCGUUUGCUUACAAUGCCUUCCAAGCCCCGUUCCCAACCAUGCCGCUAGAAAACUUCCAGGGACAGCAGUCCCUAACUUUCCACAACACUUGCCUACCAUCGCAGCCCAUGAAUCUGAAUCCCUCGGUGGCUUAUUCUACUAUGCAGACACACGGACCCGUUUUGAAUACAUAUCAGGCACCACCCAGCCAUGCAGAACUGACCACUCCUGCACAGCCAACGGGAACGCUUAAAGAACAACCCUCUACUAAUUUCCCCCAGCCCGCAGGGCAGACAUCGCAACGUAGGCGAAAUCGAGGGUUUCAGUCGUCGGGUCCCGCGUCCUCUCAUCGCUUCAUUCAACCUAAAAGGCCACCCCCAGCGAAGGUUCCUUUACCACCUCAUCCCAAGUCGGCAGCUGAUGAGACGUCACAAUAUGCCAGCAUCUAUUCAAGUAGCGGCUUCGAUAUAAUGGGCGUCUUGGCCGAAGUAGUGUCGAGACCAAAUCCUAAAAUCAAUAUCGGCGCGGUUGAUUUGUCGUGCGCGUUUGUACUCUGCGAUAUAACUAAAAAUGAUCACCCGAUCAUCUAUGUCUCUGAAGCAUUUGAACGACUUACCGGCUAUACAGAACAGGAAAUCGUGGGCCAAAACUGCCGGUUUCUUCAAGGGCCAGAGGGCGUUGUCCAAAAAGGCAUGAAACGAACAUUUGUCGAUGACCAAACCACCUCGCGUUUGCGGUCCACAAUCGAGGACCGAACGGAGAUUCAGGCCAGUCUCAUCAACUACCGGAAGGGUGGACAGCCAUUUAUGAACCUGAUAUCAAUGAUUCCCAUUCGCUGGAACUCCCAGGAAUAUCGCUUCUACGUGGGGUUCCAGGUUGAUCUUGUUGAGACACCCGACGCCGUCACGAGGAGAAAUCCGAAUGGUACUUAUACGAUCAACUACCAACGGAACCGGCUGCCAAAUUAUGUCGUACCGCCUCCUGAUAUAUAUCGAUCGCACCCUGAUCUAGUCACUUGGUUCAGGACCGACCAGGUGUCAACCAUCCUAAAGAGUCUCGAUAAUUCAACGUUGACCUAUAGAAGCUACCUGGAUCGCAUACUAGUUGAGAACACAGAUGACUUAAUACAUGCUUUAUCGCUCGAAGGCGAAUUUCUCUACCUGUCCCCGUCUUGCCGAAAAGUACUGGAAUACGAGCCGAUUGAACUUGUGGGCAAGACGCUGUCGACGGUCUGCCAUCCUAGUGAUAUUGGUCCAGUCAUCCGCGACCUACGGGCCUGCACCACCACUGAGCCGGUUAGUGUCGUGUUUAGAAUACGGAGGAAACGCAGCGGAUAUAUUUGGUUUGAGAGUCAUGGUUCGUGGCGCAUGGGAGAACGGGGGCGACAGUUCAUGGUCCUUGUCGGACGGCCUCGUCUCGUGUACUGUCUCGACCAUAUUACGAGCAUAGGACAAGGUAGCUUGGCUGAAACUGAUGUGUGGGUCAAGUUGUCAAAGUCCGGGAUUGUUCUGUUCAUGACCUCUAAGGCGCGCCCGGUGCUGGGCCGUAUGCCUGAUGAGCUGAUUGGCAAAAGUUUGCAAGAUCUGAUGGAUUCGCGGGUGGAGGUACAGAAGGCUCUGAGAGUGGCUCGUACGGGCCAACGGGCCACUUUCAGCCAUAAAAUCCGUCACAAGAAGGGCCAUAUGCUGCCCGCGCAGACCACCCUACACCCGGGAGAUACCAAGGAAGGCAUUAGACCCUCGUUCCUUGUGGCCCAGAUUAGUUUCCCAAAAUCCCCGCAGGGAGGCAAUGAUGAGUCGAAUUCAGCGCCCCCGCCGAACAGAAACUUGCGUGAUUUGAAUAUUCAUCGGCAAUCAGCUUCAGGUGUUUCUGGCAUAGCAGGACAAAACCUAUUGGCUUCCAGUAAACAAGCCAACCCCCAGAUUCAAGAGCUUCCAUUUUUCACAGAGCUGGUGCCAACAAGGGGUUCAAGCUGGCAGGUUGAGCUUCGGGAAUUGGAAAAACAGAACCGAACGCUGUCCGAUGAGCUGCAGAAAUUGCUUACGCGCAGAAAGAAGCGAAAGCGCAAGCAGAGCGCCGCAUCGGUAGAGAAAAGUUGUGCCAUGUGUCAGACCAAAAAAACACCCGAGUGGCGCCGUGGGCCUAGUGGGGAGCGUGACCUUUGCAACAGUUGCGGAUUGCGCUGGGCUAAGCAAGUCCGUAACGCAGCACAGGUGGCAGGAAGGCCCAAUGCGUACUGAAUGAAAAAGAAAGGGAAAGAAAAGA